Vanderwaltozyma polyspora DSM 70294 is the source of this 1092-nucleotide messenger RNA. RefSeq names its product mitochondrial 37S ribosomal protein mS46 RSM28 (gene RSM28). NCBI's taxonomy places the organism in Eukaryota, Fungi, Ascomycota, Saccharomycetes, Saccharomycetales, Saccharomycetaceae. The record is from RefSeq and is a predicted model, not a curated record. The coding region runs from base 1 to 1092 and encodes 363 amino acids. The transcript has a single exon.
AUGAUGUUCGGUCGUAGGUUAGGAACAAGGUUAUAUAGUUCUGGUGGUGUAACCAAUGAUUUUUUGAAGCAAAUUUUAUUGAGGGCCCAAGAGGUUACUUCAAAAGAAAAUAUGCAAUUGAAGAAGUCUAAAUCAUCUAAACCUGGAAAAGAAUUGAGUACUAAGAAUUCAAAUAGAAGAAACGAUAGAGGAGGACGCCCAGUGAGAAGAAAUGAUGAUAAAAGUAAAACUGUUAGUUUUCGUCCAAAGGACAAAAGAUCAGGAUCUGUUCAAACUUCAGCUAAAAGAAAUGGCAUGCAACAUAGUGAUGGAAAGAUCUCUCAACAAAAACAAUUUUCUAAGAAGAAUGAAAAGAGUGCUUCUUUCAAGAAAUUGGUUUCUGAUGAUCAAUUAAUAGAUUCAUUUUCAACUAUGAAGACUUUUAAGCCUACAAACAAGAAAACGGAUUCUUCUACUAGAAGAAACGUUGUUGGUGGCACCAAAACUAUUGGUGAAAAAUCUUUAGGUAAUGUUAAAGUUGGUGAUAUUAGGAUGAAAGUAGUCAAAAAAAUUAAAAAUGAUAUUUAUAUCCCACAACAGCCAACUGCUGUUUCAUUGUUAAAAUAUUAUCCAAAGCUUGCAAGCACUGCAAAUGAUAGGAUGAUUAGCUGUGCUAUAACUUCAUUAAAUGAAAAUAAUUUCCCAGUCAAUAGACCUUUGAAUCUAGGUAUUUCACGUACUUCUCGUGGUAAAUCUGGCUCAUUAAUCAAUAAUUUAAUAUCGACUGAUAUUAGCAAUUUGGGUUCCUAUAAUAAUAACACAUCCUUGGUUUUAAGAAAGGAAAAGCUAUUAAAAAAUAUUGUAUUAAAUAACAAUAACAACGAAAAUGUCAAUAGUAUUAUUGCAGGUAGAUAUCAAAACUUACCUACAUUGAAUUUGCAAGCUUUUCAAGCUAUUUCUAAAAAUGAAAAGAAGAAAUACGCCUUAGUCAAGAACAGUAAUGUCGUCAGAUUAAGUUUAGAACAAUCUGAUAAUCGUAUACCUUUUGGUAAGAAACAACAACUACUUGAUGUUUGUUCAGGAAUUAAGCCAGUAUCUGAGUUAACUCUUUAG